GAACGAUCCGAAGCGAUCGUCUGUUGUUGGUCUUUUAAUCGGCCUGCACUCAGAACCUGGAACUCAUUCGCCAACCGUCACUCGUACCGCGCGGAACACACGGUCGCAGUAGAACACGGAAUACCAAAAUAUACCCAACAACACACAACACAAAUAGUAUCCGAGCGCUAAAGCGUUUUUACGUGAAAAGUGAGACAAAAACAGUGAACUUGAAAACUGCAAAACCAGCAAAAAGCAAACAACAAUUUGAGCAGAUUUGUGAUCUGCCAAAAGUGAAACACAAACAAAUAAAAGAAUCCAAACUGUGCCUCAAACUCAAUAAAAAGUAUCUAACCGAAAUGGUUACCGGCGUAACUGCAGCCAACAUGACAGCCAAUGUAAUGGGCACCGCUGUGGUGCCAUCACAGUCACAGCAACAGCAGCACAAGGAGACGCCACUCAAAAGUGAUCGUCGGUCGAACAAACCAAUUAUGGAGAAACGCCGACGGGCACGCAUCAACAAUUGCCUCAACGAGCUAAAGACCCUCAUUCUGGAUGCAACCAAAAAAGAUCCUGCUCGUCAUUCCAAAUUGGAAAAGGCCGACAUCCUAGAGAAGACAGUGAAACAUCUGCAGGAGCUGCAGCGGCAGCAGGCAGCCAUGCAACAGGCCGCCGAUCCCAAGAUCAUCAACAAAUUCAAGGCCGGAUUUGCGGACUGUGUGAACGAGGUGAGCCGCUUCCCUGGCAUUGAGCCCGCCCAACGGCGUCGCCUGCUGCAGCACCUGAGCAACUGCAUCAACGGCGUCAAGACGGAGUUGCACCAGCAGCAGCGACAACAGCAACAGCAACAACAGCAGCAGCAGUCCGUGCACGCCCAGAUGCUGCCCUCGCCGCCCAGCUCACCCGAACAGGAUCCCCAGCAGCACCUUUUCGGACAGAUCCAGCAGACGGCCAAUGGAUAUUUUCUGCCCAAUGGCAUGCAGGUGAUCCCCACCAAGCUACCCAACGGCAGCAUUGCCCUCGUCCUGCCCCAGAGCCUGUCCCAGCAGCAGCAGCACCAACAGCAACUGGCAGCAGCCGCCGCGGCGGCAGCAGCAGCAGCAGCCGUCGUCCAGCAGCAGCAACAGCCCAUGCUCGUGUCGAUUCCUCAGCGAACAGCCAGCACGGGAUCCGCCAGCUCGCACUCCUCCGCCGGAUACGAGUCGGCGCCCGGCAGCAGCAGCAGCUGCAGCAGCAACAGCGGCCACCAUCUGCUGCACCACCCACACCACUAUGCACCGCCCAGUCCUGCCAAUUCGGUGUACGAGGCCAUGGACAUGAAGCCAUCGGUGAUCCGUUGUGCCUCAGAGCCCCAGCCCCUCUCGUUGGUGAUUAAGAAGCAGCAGCAGAUCAAGGAGGAGGAGCAGCCCUGGAGGCCAUGGUAGAUUGUCCAUAGAUCCCCCUGCCCCUGAAUCUCCACUACGCUUAAAGACUGAUGGGCGUUGCAUAAAACACACCCUCACACACACACACACACACACAUGCGCAGGCGUUGUGGCAUGCGCAAACGGACAUUUCACAUCAUUCGCCAGGAUUACGCAAAUGUUGCCCAAGAAGUGCCACCGAACAUGCAGGAUCCUUAUCAUCAUCAUCCCCUCAUCCAAAAGGGGUCGUCGGUUCCCUCCUUCUCUCGCUGAUAAAAGCGAGAGAUUUUGGGGGAUCCAUACACGCCCCCAAACAUGCACCGCCCAUUGUUAUAAAUUAUUUAUUAUUAUUACACGGUAUUCUAUAGGUCGCCAGACACUACCUCACUUGGGUGUUGACAUUGCCUCAUAUCAUAUCAUAUCAUAAUUCAUAUAUCAUUUAUUGGAUCCAUCCAUCAUCCAUGUAUUACGAUGGUUUCUCGUUUUGUAACAGCAAAUCAGAAAAAGUCUUCCAGACAAGCCACAAAAAAGAGAAAAACAAACACACAACAAACACAUAAAAACAUAUAAAAUAUAUAUCUGUAGAUUGUACGAGUAUAUCCCAUUUAGUUAUAGUUCUUUUGUACCAUAGAUCUGUAAGUUCCCUUGA
This is a messenger RNA of Drosophila subobscura, 2031 nucleotides long. It is a transcript of the gene hry, whose product is annotated as protein hairy. Gene Ontology annotation, molecular function: DNA-binding transcription factor activity, RNA polymerase II-specific; RNA polymerase II cis-regulatory region sequence-specific DNA binding; protein dimerization activity. The record is from RefSeq and is a predicted model, not a curated record. Gene Ontology annotation, cellular component: nucleus. The transcript is spliced from 3 exons. Gene Ontology annotation, biological process: anterior/posterior pattern specification; regulation of neurogenesis; regulation of transcription by RNA polymerase II. Lineage: Eukaryota; Metazoa; Arthropoda; Insecta; Diptera; Drosophilidae. Bases 339 to 1403 code for a protein of 354 amino acids.